Messenger RNA from Saprolegnia diclina VS20, 1369 nucleotides. RefSeq lists its product as hypothetical. NCBI's taxonomy places the organism in Eukaryota, Oomycota, Saprolegniomycetes, Saprolegniales, Saprolegniaceae. The transcript has a single exon. Gene Ontology annotation, biological process: transmembrane transport. Gene Ontology annotation, molecular function: transmembrane transporter activity. The annotation marks the transcript as partial. The record is from RefSeq and is a predicted model, not a curated record. Gene Ontology annotation, cellular component: membrane.
AAAUGAUCGCACGGACCACCGAGGUCAACGCCGUGCGCCGCGCCUUGAGCGUCGUCGCCGGCGUCAUCAUCUACGCGUCCUUGGGCUCGUCGUACUCGAUAUCUGCUUGGAACGGGCAGCUCAAGGAGACGCUCAACAUGACGCAAACCGAGAUUGCCUUUGUGAGCUCGUGCUAUAGCUUUGGCAUGUACAAUACGAUCUGGGCGGGCUUUUUCCACGACCGGUUCGGUACGCGCCUCUCGAUGCUUGUCGCGCUGGCCUUGCUCACGCUCUGCUACGCGCUCGCUUCCUACCUCGCGGCGCGGCCGCACUUGCCCAAGUGGUACAUUGCGCUCUGCUUUGGCGGCGUCGGCCAGGCCGGCGGCUUUGCCAUUGUCGCCGGCCUUGCAGCCAACGAAGGCAUCUACGGCAACCACCAUCGCGGCGCGAUCGUUGGGCUCCUCCUCGCUGCAUAUAGCGCGGGCGGUGCCAUCUUUGCGCUCAUCUAUCAUAGCGGAUACGACCACAACGUGCCAGGGUUCUUUGGCUUUAUGAGCCUCGAGCACGGCCUCAUGGGCCUUCUUGGGCUCGUGCUGCUCGUGCCGCCCCCGCGCCGCACGCCGCCCAAGGACGAAUCAAUGCCGCUUCUUCUCCCCGAGGCAAGUACGACAAGUGACAUAACGCUGCUGGCGCUGCUGCAGGACGCGCGGUUCUGGCUCCUCUUCGCGCCCGUCAUGAUUGGCGUCGGGUCGGCGCUCUUUGUGCUCAACAACAUUGCGUUCAUCUUGCAGAGCGACGGCGCGUCAAUUGACCUCGUGCCAAUGUACGUCUCGAUCUUCUCGAUCUGCAACAUGGCCGGGCGCCUCAGUAUGGGCGUCCUCUCGGACAAGUUUGGCGCGUCCCACUCGCGUGCGUGGUUCCUCUCGCUGGGUGUCCUCGCCAUGGCGGUCACCCAAGUGCUCUUUGUGGUCGUGCCAACGCGCUUUUUCGUCGUCCCGAUCGUCGCGGCGGGGCUCGCGGAAGGCUGCAUCUUUGCCAUGUUUCCCGUCGUGACGCGCGAACUCUUUGGUCCAUCGCACAUUGGGAAAAACUUUGGCUUGAUCAGUCUCGCCAACGCAGUCGGUUUCCCCCUCCUCUUGGGGCCCCUUGCCUCUCUCUUGUACAAGUGGGCCGCGCAUGGCGACGCGACGUGCCUCGGCGCCUCCUGCUUCACGCCGAUGUUUGGCGUUAGCUUUGUGCUCUGCCUUCUUGCGCUCGCCGCGUCUAUUCGGCUCCAGGCCUUCAUGCAUGUAUUGAGCCCGCGACCGUAGUCGAAUUAUGGCACCACAAAAGUGCUGCAAAGAAGAGACAAUAUUCUCCAUAAAAACUUGGAGUUGAGUUACAUUCGAGA